Molecule: messenger RNA, 731 nt
Organism: Sclerotinia trifoliorum
Lineage: Eukaryota; Fungi; Ascomycota; Leotiomycetes; Helotiales; Sclerotiniaceae
Source: the annotation of a GenBank genome assembly
UCAGGUUACAGAACCUGAAUUUAUCCUGAUUGAAGCGCGACCCCAAAUACAGCAUCAAUUUUCCAAUAGAGAUUCAUAAUCAUGUCGGCGUUCUUCAAAAACAGCUGCAAAUACUGCAAACACAGCUACCAGUGAACCCAAAACGAAGCGUACCAAAACAACAGAUUCACCAGCCAAGCAAUAUGUGUAUAUUGUUAUGCAUGAAACCUCGCUGGGUUAUAACCAGGGUGAUUCUACCAGUGUGGCUGGAGUAUUUUCAACUAUUGAAGAUGCCACGAACUGUAUAAAGAGAAUCGUCAGUGAGGAGUAUGAAGGCUUGGUUACAGAGGAUGAAGAUACGGUUGAAAUUACAGAACGUAAUGGUCUGUUGAGGUGGUACAAUAAUGAUAACGGGGAAGGCGACAUGGCAUCUCUUUACGUGGAAAGCAUAUGCUACGAGCGCCAGGCUCCGAAAAGCAGAGAGAAUGGGGUCAGGAUGCAGGCGCGGGUAGCGGGGUGGAGGAUGGAGAAGAAGGGGAGGAAUGGUUUGAAGAUGUACUUCGCCGCCGUUAUAAGAUGGUAUUAUCUGUGAAUGAAUCUAGUGUGAGGGUUGAACCAAUUACCUAUCAAGCGAGGUUAUCUUCCUGGCUCAGUUCGUUCAUCUCAGUACAACCAGCAUAUUACCCUGAGAGCGGAAAGCGGCCCUCGCCUUCGAUGAUGUGUUUGACAUUAUCAUUCUAGUUUAAUCACCC